Jaculus jaculus (lesser Egyptian jerboa) is the source of this 3372-nucleotide messenger RNA. It is a transcript of the gene Kcnu1, whose product is annotated as potassium calcium-activated channel subfamily U member 1. Bases 1 to 3372 code for a protein of 1123 amino acids. The record is from RefSeq and is a predicted model, not a curated record. Gene Ontology annotation, molecular function: monoatomic ion channel activity. Lineage: Eukaryota; Metazoa; Chordata; Mammalia; Rodentia; Dipodidae. Gene Ontology annotation, biological process: reproductive process; transmembrane transport; potassium ion transport. Gene Ontology annotation, cellular component: membrane. The transcript has 27 exons.
AUGUAUCAAAGAUGGAUACAAUCUUUUAGUUCGACAGAGGUGGAGAAAAUAUCCUGCACAAUCGAGAUCCAAGCAGCAUUUGUUCUCUCCUCGGUUGUGACCUUCUUUGGUGGACUCAUCAUCUUAAUAACUUUCAGAUUAUUAUUGAAAUGCUUAAGAAAAUGUCAAAGAGUCAAGGGGGCAGGAAUAGUCUUGGAACUGUCCUUAGGUAGCAUUGCUCAUAACCCCUUGAGAAGGCUUCAUUUUUAUGGAGUGUUUCGCAAUCGUAUAGAAAUAUUGCUUUCCGCACAGACCUUUGUGGGGCAGGUGUUGGCGAUUGCUGUCUUCGUACUAAGCAUUGGGUCUCUCAUAAUCUAUUUCAUCAAUUCCACUCACCCUGUUGGAAAGUGUUCUUUAUAUGAAGAUAAAACCAUGACGGUUGAUUUGCUUUUCAAUGCUUUCUUUACUUUUUAUUUUGGGUUGAGGUUUUGGGCAGCUACUGACAAGAUCAAGUUCUGGUUGGAGAUGAACUCGAUAGUAGACAUUUUUACCAUUCCGCCAAUCUUUAUAUCUUAUCAUUUGAAAAGUAAUUGGCUAGGUUUAAGGUUCCUAAGAGCUCUGAGAUUGCUAGAACUCCCUCAAAUCUUGCAAAUUCUAAGAGUUACCAAGACCAGUAAUUCACUGAAGCUUUCCAAGCUGUUGUCAGUAAUGAUCAGUACCUGGUUUACAGCUGCAGGAUUCCUUCACCUGGUAGAAAAUUCUGGUGAUCCCUGGCUGAAAGGUAGAAAUUCACAGACUCUAUCCUAUUUUGAGUCCAUUUACCUGGUCACGGCAACAAUGUCGACUGUUGGCUUUGGGGAUGUGGUGGCCAAGACCUCCCUAGGACGGAUCUUCAUCGUUUUCUUCACCCUGGGGAGUUUGGUACUAUUUGCAAACUUCAUUCCUGAAAUGGUGGAACUUUUUGUUAGCAAGAAGAAAUAUACCAGGCCCUAUCAAGUGGUCAAAGGAAAGAAGUUCAUUGUGGUCUGUGGAAAUAUCACUGUGGACAGUGUGACUGCCUUACUAAGGAAUUUUCUCUGCCACAAGUCAGGAGAAAUCAAUACUGAGAUUGUUUUCCUUGGAGAGACCAAUCCAUCCUUGGAACUGGAAACUAUAUUUAAAUGCUACUUGGCCUAUACAACUUUUGUAUGUGGAUCUGCGCUGAAGUGUGAGGAUCUGAAACGAGUUGGAGUGGAGUAUGCCGAGGCUUGCUUGAUUGUAGCCAACUCUCUGUGCAGCAACUUUCAUGAGGAAGACACUUCAAACAUUAUGAGGGUGCUGUCCAUCAAGAACUAUUACCCGCAGACUAGAGUUAUCAUACAGAUUCUUCAAUCCCACAACAAGGUUUUCCUGCCCAAAAUUCCCAGCUGGAACUGGAAUGCUGGAGACAAUAUCAUCUGCUUUGCUGAAUUAAACCUUGGAUUUAUUGCACAAGGCUGUUUGGUGCCAGGCUUGUGUACCUUUCUUACAUCUCUAUUUGUUGAACAAACCCAAAAGGUUUUUCCUAAAAAACCCUGGCAAAAACACUUCUUGAAUGGCUUGAAGAACAAAAUUCUGACUCAGCGUCUCUCUGAUGACUUUGUUGGAAUGACUUUCCCUGAAGUCUCCCGGCUCUGCUUUAUGAAGAUGCAUCUUCUGCUGAUAGCCAUCCAACAGCAAAACCUCUUCCGUGGCUGUUGCAGUGGUCUGAUACUAAACCCGCCACCACAAGUUAGGCUGCAAAGGAACACAUUAGGGUUCUUCAUUGCUGAAUCUCUGAAAGAUGUCAAAAGAGCCGCCUUUUACUGUUCGACCUGUCACGGUGACGUGUGUAAUCCCGAGCUAAUUUCAAAAUGCAGCUGCAAAGCUCGAAGCCAACGUCAUCACUUAGGGACAAAAAUCAUGGCAAUGAAUACAAGCAUGAACGAAUUCUCCACUCCAGUAACACAGCAAUCUUCAACUACGCACACAAGUAUGUUAAGCUUCAUGAGCUCUGCCACUAGCAAUCACAUAUAUGAGUCAUUGCAAGAUUCGGAACUGCUCGAUACCAGUGGCAUGUUUCACUGGUGCAAGACGAUACCUUUGGAAAAGGUGAUAUUGAAACGAACCGACAAGCUAAAAUAUGAAUUUCAGAACCACAUUGUAGCAUGUGUAUUUGGAGAUGCCCACUCAACCCUGAUGGGUCUUCGGAACUUUGUGAUGCCCCUGAGAGCCAGCAACUAUACCCGGAAGGAGCUCAAGGACAUUGUGUUCAUUGGAUCUUUGGAUUACUUGAAGAGAGAAUGGCCAUUUCUUCAGAAUUUCCCCCAGUUAUACAUUAUGCCUGGGUCUGCGCUCUAUUCUGGAGAUUUGUAUGCAGUCAACAUAGAGCACUGCUCCAUGUGUGUUAUCUUAGCUACGCCAAUCAAGCAGCCAAGCAGCCAGUCACUGGUGGACUCUGAGACCAUCAUGGCCACUCUAAACGUUGGGUCCUUGCAGGUCAACUGCUCUGCCAAGAUGCCAGCCGAGUUCUGUAAGCUGUUGAUUCGUGUUUGUCUUUCUUUUCUGCUUUGCUGCUGCUUACGUGUGUUCUCUGCAGAAGGGACUGAAUUUCAUACAUGUGAAAACAGUGCUAAUUGCCGGCAAGUUCCCAUCCUCACUGAACUGAAGAAUCCUUCCAACAUCCACUUCAUCGAGCAGAUUGGUGGCCUGGAAGGGCCGUUCACAAGCACCAGCCUGCUUCUCAGCACUGCCUUUUCCACGGGCGCUGUCUUUUCAGGCAACUUCUUGGAUUCCCUCCUGGCCUCGGCCUUCUACAACUAUCAUGUCCUGGAUUUUCUUCAGAUGCUGGUAACAGGAGGGAUAAGCUUCCAGGGGGAACACCAUUUGGUUAAGGAAAAGUUCUGUACAAUGCAUGACAGCUCCUGCACAUUAAUGUCUUCGAGGACGCGGUGUAAGCUGGGACUUCUGUCUUUAGACAAAACCAUUUUAUCAGAAAUUAAACCAAGGACAACCUUUGGACAACUGUUCUGUGGCUCCUUGGAUAAUCUUGGCAUCCUGUGUGUUGGCUUAUACCGUAUGAUAGAUGAAGAGGAGCGCGACCCACAACGAAAAAGGGGAGUGUUUGUGAUUACGCGGCCAGCCAACGAGUUUCUUCUGCUGCCCUCAGAUCUUGUGUUUUGUGCCAUUCCUUUCAACAUUGCCUAUUACAAAAACAACGAUGUUUCUUCAUCUCAGAUUCUAGAUGAGAUUACAAAUGCUAUUUCAGUGAAAACAGAGAAACAGCCAGAUACAAGCCAUCCCCUCACUGUGGAUAUACUGAGAGAGGGAAAGCAUCCAUUUUUCCACGCACGAGUACAUUCUUUGGAACUAAACUACGAUGAUAAUGUUAAAUAA